UUUCAUGCGCAUCAGAAAUUGCCUCUUGCAGCGAAGUUGGGAAUGCCACCCAAAACCUUUCCUGCAACAACUGGUUCAGUCAUUUAAGCUGAUGAGAUCAUGACUGAAACAUUAGAUCUGAUGGAUGUAUAUGGUACAGGGUUAAAGAAUGAAAUUGGCGAAUACAAUUGCUUUUUAAAUGUCAUUAUUCAGUCUUUGUGGCACUUACAAUGGUUUCGAGAUGAAUUUUUGAGGAGGUCAUUAUCAAAACAUGUACAUGUUGGGGAUCCUUGUGUUGUAUGUGCAUUAUAUGAUAUUUUUUCUGCUCUGAACACUGCUUCAGUGGAUGCACGAAGAGAAGCUGUUGCCCCUACUUCCCUGAGAAUUGCUCUUAGCAACCUCUAUCCAGAUAUUAAUUUCUUCCUAGAAGUAAAUCUUUGAGCUGUUUCUGGUG
This is a messenger RNA of Coffea eugenioides, 433 nucleotides long. RefSeq names its product inactive ubiquitin carboxyl-terminal hydrolase 53-like. Lineage: Eukaryota; Viridiplantae; Streptophyta; Magnoliopsida; Gentianales; Rubiaceae. The record is from RefSeq and is a predicted model, not a curated record. The coding region runs from base 100 to 420 and encodes 106 amino acids. Gene Ontology annotation, molecular function: cysteine-type deubiquitinase activity. Gene Ontology annotation, biological process: protein deubiquitination. The transcript is spliced from 2 exons.